UUCUGAGGACUAGGAAGACCCUCCCACAGGGGGGUUGGCGGGAAGCCGGAAGUCUUGGAGCAGCUAUCUGGCUGCUUGCCCCUCGGGUCGUCCUCCCUUCCCGGGGACCUCUGGGUUCUCUCUUCUUCUUCCGACAAGCUCCGAUCGUUUUGACUUCUGGAAGCCAGAACCGUGCGUGUAUCUCUCAGUGUAACAGGGUGAAUCUCAGAAUGGAGCAGCUCUGCAUCCUCUCCCCAUUCCCCAAAAAGAACUAAAUUUCAAGCUUCUCUCCUUUAUGCCUGCCUGAUUUCCAGCCCAGGCUUCCAGCUGGUAGAGAAGAUGUAAUAUCUCAUUUUAAGCACAGGCAAGCAACCUGGAUGCUGGACCAAAAAGGCCGAGGAACUGCUCUCCAGAACAAGAGAUCAGACUUGAAAUGAAGGACACUACUGAAGUGAUAAGUCUUUCUGUGGCAGAACCUCACAAUCCAAGAAUUAUAAGUUGCUGUGAUUUUACUUGGAGAGAAAUCUGUGCUACUUAUAAGAAACUCCAAACUGGCAAGAAACCUUAUGAAUGUAACCAGUGUGGAAAGGGUUUUAGAAAAAGGAGAGCUCUUACUGUACAUCAGAGAAUCCACUCUAAAGAGAAACCUUAUGAGUGUAACUACUGUGGAAAGCCUUUUAUUGAAAGAAAAGUUCUUACUUUACAUCAGAGAAUCCACAUUGGAGAGAAAUCAUAUGACUUGGUGACAUUCAGGGAUGUGGCUGUGGACUUCACCCAGGAGGAAUGGGGCCUCUUGGACCCUCCCCAGAAGGAGUUGUACAAGGAAGUCAUGCUGGAGAAUGCCCAGAACCUGCUGUCCCUGGGGCUUCCAGUUCCCAGAGAAGAUGUGAUCUUUUAUUUUAAGCAAAGACAAGUACCCUGGAUGCUGGACCAAGAAGGCCUGAAGAGCUGCUCUCCAGAAAGAGAGAUCAGACUUGAAAUCACAGACACUCCUGAGGAGAUAAGCCUUUCGGUGGCAGAACCUCACAAGCCCAGAAUCAAAAGUUGCUGUGACUUUACUUGUAGAGAAAUCUGUGCUACACAUGAGAAAAUACACACUGGCAAAAAACCUUUUGAAUGUAACCAAUGUGGAAAGGGUUUUACAAAAAGAGGAACCCUAACAAUACAUCAGAGAAUCCACACUGGAGAGAAACUUUAUGAAUGUAACCAAUGUGGAAAGACUUUCAGACAAAAGGCACAUCUUAAUGUACAUCAGAGAAUCCACUCUGGAGAGAAACCUUAUGAAUGUAACCAGUGUAGAAAGGGUUUUACUGAAAGGAAAACUCUUACUGAACAUCAGAGAGUCCACACUGGAGAGAAACCUUAUGAAUGUAACCAGUGUGGAAAGACUUUCAGCUAUAAGGAAUCACUUACUGUACAUCAGAGAAUCCACACUGGAGAGAAACCUUAUGAAUGUAACCAGUGUGGAAAGACUUUUAGACAAAAGGCACAUCUUAAUGUACAUCAGAGAAUCCACUCUGGAGAGAAACCUUAUGAAUGUAACCAGUGUGGAAAGGCUUUUAGACGAAAGGGAGCUCUUACUGAACAUCAGAGAAUCCACACUGGAGAGAAAUCUUAUGAAUGUAACCAAUGUGGAAAGACUUUUAGAUACAGGGGAGUUCUUACUGAACAUCAGAGAAUCCACACUGGAGAGAAAUCUUAUGAAUGUAACCAAUGUGGAAAGACUUUUAGACAAAGGGGAGUUCUUACUAAGCAUCAGAAAAGCCAUGUUGGGGAGAAACGAUAUGAUUGUAACCAAUGUGGAAAGGCUUUUAGACGAAAGGGAGCUCUUGCUAAACAUCAGAGAAUCCACACUGGAAAGAAAUCUUAUGAAUGUAGCCAAUGUGGAAAGACUUUUAGAUAUAAGGGAGCUCUUACUGAACAUCAGAGAAUCCACACUGGGGAGAAAUAAGUAAUUAAUAUGGAAAGGCUCUGGUAGAAAAUGCUGAUUGAUUUUUGCCAGAUUAGUGAGGAAAUAUAAAGGUAUUAAAAUAAGGAGGAAAAUGAAUUUGUUAAAGAACAUUGGGAUGCUAGCUUUGGUAAUUAGAGUUGAGAAAGAGAUUAAAGGAAUUAGAGUAGGUGAUGAGGAAUCCAAAUUAUCACUCUUUGCAGAUGAUAUGAUGGUAAACUUAGAGAACCCCAGAAAUAAUCCAUAAAGAACAUUGGGAGAGAUCAGUCUACAGAAGUAGAUUCAGAUCCCUUGUAUAAGAAGGUCUUUCUUCUAAUGACUUGUAGGACUUUGUACUUCUGAAUUGAAUUGUUCGAUGUAAUUGCUACUGCUUUGGAGUCAAUAGCCAUGACUUUUUUUGUUUUGUUUUUGGUUUGGUUUUCAGUAGUUGAUGUCUGAAUCCUUUCCUUUGUAAUUUCAGUUUUUUUUCUGUUUAGAAGUUCUGGCUAGUUCUCUUGGAUUGUUUUCUUCAUCCUUGUGUCCAUUUCCCCCCAAGUUAUGUCUUUCUGGGAUAUCAUUGAUCUUUAGGAUGUCCGGGUGCUUAUGUUUUUAGUAUUCAAUGCACUUUAUUUUAGCAAGGGGCCAAUUUUUUGGUUUUUUUUUCUUAAUGAAUUCAUGUUUUUUACUUCACUUCUUCUAGGCUGUCCUUCCCUUUUUGAAUAUUUACAUUCCCUCACUAUUCUCUCUUUUUUUUUUUUCUCAUUUGGGGAGGGUUGCCAUGGCAGAUUCUAGGAUUCCUAUUCCCUUAUGUCUAUUCUUUUAGCUUUGCAGUUUUGUAAGUGUUUUAUAUAUGAUUUCCCAUUUAAAAGAUGCUAUAAAUAAGUAUUUUACCUCUACUUUCUUUACAUAUUAGUUCAUCUCUUCUGCUUUCAUCUCAAUCUACAUUUCUUCAUUCCCCCUUUUCCUUUAAAUUCUGUUUUAGAUUCCCCUUCCUAUCUUGCCCUUUAGCUAUCUCUGCUCAUUGGAUUUUAAAUUUCAUGCAUUUUUCUUCCCCUUUCCAAUGAGGAUUUCUUUCCUCUUCACUGUCCAUCUUCCCUUUCUUUUCAAUCUAGAUUUUCAUUCUCUGAUCCACAGCCCCUCUCUUCCUCUAGUCAUUGCCUUUCCUUGUACACCUAGAGUCAAAGCCUCCAAAGUGACCCUUCUGAGCUCUGCCAUGUAGGACAUUUGUGAUCUACAUUGAUUCUAGGCCUGCCACAGAGAUUCCUCCUUUCCAUGGUGUCUUCCUUUCAGAAUACUGUGUAUCACUGCAGUCAGAGAGAAUACAGCUCCAUUGUGGGGAACAUUGCCCCCCCUGAUAGUUACCCUUUUUUCUACUUUUAUUUUAUUUUUUUUUUUUUUGAGCAUUCUAGUAACCUCAACCCUGUUUCCAUGCUCUCCUACUCCUCCCAGUACCAGGAGUGACGGCUCCCCCAACCCAAAGACAAGCAGCCUUUUCAGGCACUAAACCCACAAACCUCAGGCUGAUGUCCCUUAUCUCCUGUAAGAAUAUCCCCAAUCCCCCCAAAUCUGGCCCCCCACUCUCUGUCUACCUUCUCAAUCUUUCCAGUUUUCUCCCUGACUUCUCAGAUGGUUUCUCUUUCCAAAUCCAUAAACCUCAUCUCCCCAAUCCCUAUUUUCUUGACUCUUCUCUAUCCUUUGACAUUCUUAAGGACUCUCUUCUCUAAGUUUUUAGGAUAGGACUCUUUCCUGACUUUCCCCCUCCCUAUCUGAUCAUAAAAAAAGAUGGAAAGAACUCUGGGUGGGAAGGAGCCUCUCAAUUUAGGGAUUUGUGGAGAGCCCCAAAUAGAUACAGUUCUGGAUCUUGAGUCACAAAGAACUGGGUUCUAAUUCAGCCUCAGACAUUUAGUAGAUGGGUGUCUGGGUAAGACUUCCUCAUUAGUGAAUGGCAAUCACGUGAUUAUUAUCCAGUUCCUCCAGCUCCCAUUUUGCCAUCUCAAGUGCUGGUAAUGGUCUGACCAUUCUCUGAGCCACCCUGGAGCUUUUCCUUUACUUCUCAUUGACAGUACACCGAGGCUUCAAAGGUUGGAGUCCCCACCACCUGUCAAGGUGACCCAUUUCACUUUCAGCCAGUUUUAAUUAUUAAAAUGUCUUUCCUGAGAUCAGGCCUAGAUCAGUCUCUUUCUUACUUCCACUAGAGACUCCCAGCUCUGCCCUCUGAGGCUCAGCAGGACAAGCUUGCUCACAUACCUGGGACUUGAGCUGCUUCCCACUCCUGGAAAUACUUCUCUAUACAUGGUAUAAGGUAUGGAGAUCUUUUUCAACUCAGUUGCCUGGAAUGGGGGACAAUAAUGCAGCUGAUGUCUGACAGCAGCUCAGAGGGAUCAUCCCCUGCCUGUUCCUGCCUCACUUCAUGCCUCCCCAGAUGACACUGAGCUGUUUCACUUCUGCCCCCCAGGGCUCACACAUGCCGAGCUUGUGCUCAAACCCUAAAUCCUAUUUUCCAUAACAACUUGUGUCUGGUGUCUUUCUCCUGCCAGAAAUGCAUUGUUGUGAACCUUUACUUUAGUGUAUGGGCUAGCUCCCUGGAGGGCCUCAGGAUCAAACAGAGUCAGGAUAACUCAAAAGUUCUUGGUCUUUAGCGGGAGAAGUGAAAGAGGCAGGUGAGCUGCCAUGCGUCUUGGCAAAGAUGGAUCCGGGAUUCUGGAGUCCAGAUUCUCCAGCCUCUCUCCUCCUCAUCCUGCAGCCAUGUGAGACUCACUUCUCUUCCUCAGCCCUCCAAUCCUUGCUUAUGAUUACCUUACUACCACCCAUUCAGCAGGUGCCAAUGGUGAGGAGAGCCAUUAUCUAAAUAUGCUUAUAUAGCCAUUAUCUCACAUAGAAUGAGUAAUUAGCCUUAAGUGCUCUCUUGUCUGAUUCAAGCACACCUUUUCCAGAGGUUCAGCUCUCUACAUUUUCUAACAUAAAUUCAUUUUUUUUUCUUUCUUAGUUUUAUUUUGAUUCUUUUUUCACUUGACAGGUAUGUCUUUUCUCUCCUCUAUAUCCCUCACCCAGUGGAAAAAGGAAAGGAAAAGCAAAUUCUUGUAACACACAUGUAGAGUCAAUCAAAAGAAAUUCUUGUAUCAGCCAUGUUUUAAGAUUGAUAAAAUAAUCAUUUUUUUUGAUAAAAAUCAUCAUUUAAGAUGAUUCAUUCUGAAUCAUCAUUGCUCCCCUGGAAUCCUUCAUUGUUCAUUUCAGUGAUCAGAUCUCUUGCAUUUUUCAAAAUUCUUUGCCUUUCAGAUGAUUUUGUUAUGGUAUUCUUUCUGGGUUUGUUCCCUUCUCUUACAUCAGUUUAUACAUACGUACAGUCUCUCCAAUACAUAUUGAACUUCAUCUUAUGAUAUUUGGCCCAGGUCUCUUCUCUGGAGAACGCUUUAUAAUCCCGACUCUGUCAUCCAGUUACUCAUUCUCUCCCAGCUUUGCUUUGUCAGAAAUAUUGUUGAGUAGGCUCUCUUUACCUUCAUGCUGAAGCCAUUGGCACAAUCUUAAACAGCCCAGGAGCGAGCACCCAGAUCCAUGUCUCUCCCAGAGGCUUCUUGGUAUUCUGGCAUUGAACAAUUAAAAACUACUCCUUGCACCUACCCAGCCACAUAACCUGACUCCAUCACCGAGGGCUGCCUCCAGCACUAGAACCAAGAAAUCUCCCUGUGACUACCUGCAGCCACCAAGCUGCCAGCCUCUCUCUUUGAUCUUUCUCUGGCAGCUUCUCACGCUAGACUUGGUUCUUUCCCACUUGGUGUGGCUCCCAUGGCUGAAGUCUUGCCAAAAGGAUGAAUGCUCAUUCAAGGAUACGGUCCCGAAAAUCACCUUGUGUGUGUCUAUGAACUUAUUCAACUGAUCAUGACACAGCCUUGUGAGCUCCCUACCGUGAAAGCCCUAGGAGAUGACAGUCCUAGCAGGGACACAGUGACCAGUACAUGGUUUUACUUGUUCAGGCCAGUAUCCUAGAAUAUACGCCUUAUGCACAGGCUCUAGGACAUGUUUGAGUCCUGAGCAAUAAAUUAAAACUUUAGCCAAAACUGUGUUAAUGUAUGCAAAAAAGCACUCGAACUCCUCCCUCUUUAAGAUUUCUAUAAUUACCAUGGGACUUAUUCAGAGUCGUUCUGGCCAUUCACUGAAUUAUCUGGUGAUCAACCCAACACUGUGACCCUUUAAAGGGCUUUUAUAAUCAUAAUAGAGCUCCUGACCUCCUUUUUCAGCAUCAAUAAGCCCCCUUUGUGGAAGGCUGCCCCUUAGUUUGGGGGAAAGCUCCAAAUUUCCUUGGGAGGGAAAUACUGGACACUACAUGUUCCCCUCUUCCCCAGACUAUAACCUUGCCUGCCAAAGAGCAGAUCCCCUGAUACUUCUUACCACCUGUUACCAGGUUGCAAUUGGAUGGAGGGCAUUGUGCACUAAUGAUCUGCCUCCCUCAGUGGUCAUUUCUCCCCACUGCUGCUUCUUGGAGCUGAUUCCCACCCCCUCAUACUCUAUUCUCACAACUUAUCCUGAAACUCUGAUCACUAAUAGCCAAACUUUCACUCCUCCUUCUCUACUGACUUCCUCACUUCCUUUAUGCUGACCAAACCUCUCCAAUGCCCUUUUCUUCCUCUGGCCUUCCCUCCCUUUGUGGGCUCCAGAAUGCUUGCUCCCCUCUCAGAAGAAAAUCCAUCAUGGUGGAGCCAAUAUGGCAGAGCAUGGCAGGAACUCUAUUCAUAUUCACUUUCAGGUACAAAAUAAUGCCUUAAAAUAAAUUCCCCCAAUAGAGGACCAACAAAAGGACAAGGUGAAACAUUUUUUGAGCCUAGAAGUUCAGCAGGAAAGAUCUGCCUCCCUGAGGUUGUUGAGGUGUGAGAAAUGAGGGUUGAGAGAUCUUCUAACAGCAGUGGGGUCCCCCAGGCUGAUCCACAGGCUCUGGGAAAAAGUCACAAACCCCAAUAAAUACAGGCUCUAGGUUUGUGGCAAAGGUGGGUUUAUGACAUUAAGAAGACAGCUUUCCUAGGGGGCAAAAUCCUGUUAGAAUUAGUGCAAAGAUGGGUUUACACUGAGAAGCAACUCGAUGGGCUUUCCUGAUCAGGAACUAGCCGAGAUGGAUUGACAGACCUCAGGUAUGUGGGGUAGAGCAGUUUGAGGGACUAAUCCAGUCCAAUAGAGGGUGGUGAUUAUACCCCAAGCCAAGAUCUCCAAUUAAAUGAGAUUACUUAUAUGGGAGUUGCCCUUAUGAACAGGAGGGUGGAGCUCUUCCCAGAGGCCUGGAGGGUUUGAGACACAGGACCACCUUUCCCCCAAGAUAACUUUCAAACUCUACCCCCCACCCCCCACCCCCCCAAAAAAAAACCUCAGUUUUUUUUAUAUCAAGGUCAAAAGAGAGUAAAUCCAACACAGGUGGCCCCAGCCCAGGAAGGAGCAAGCUGCAUCCCAUGGCACCCACAGGCAAACAGCCACACCCCCAAACCCCAUAGCAAGAAACUUGGGAAAGUGUCCUCCUAGCCAAGGGUCACAGCCCAACUUAAUAUGAAUUUUAGAAGUCAAGAAAUAGAAUGAAAAAUGCACACUCACAAAGACACAGACUCAGACACACACACACCCCAAACCAAAAGACUAU
Sarcophilus harrisii (Tasmanian devil) is the source of this 7523-nucleotide messenger RNA. RefSeq names its product zinc finger protein 2 homolog. The coding region runs from base 413 to 1930 and encodes 505 amino acids. Gene Ontology annotation, biological process: regulation of transcription by RNA polymerase II. Gene Ontology annotation, cellular component: nucleus. Gene Ontology annotation, molecular function: RNA polymerase II cis-regulatory region sequence-specific DNA binding; DNA-binding transcription factor activity, RNA polymerase II-specific. The record is from RefSeq and is a predicted model, not a curated record. The transcript is spliced from 6 exons. Lineage: Eukaryota; Metazoa; Chordata; Mammalia; Dasyuromorphia; Dasyuridae.